AUGCUUGCUUCACUUGGUUCUCUGCUCGCGAUAGCAGCGAUUGCUAGAGCUAGUCCUUUGCUUCCCAGGGCAGUCGAUUCGCUUAAUGAAGAGGCUACGGCGGAAGCUCAGCAGCGAGACGGAAGUGCUACACGUGCAUUUUCCGAUGUCCCAAUCAAGACGUCAGAUGGAAGAUGUCUUUUCGUUGACAAGCUGUCCGGCGACUUUCGGGCAAACUUGACCCCUAUUCAGGUUGCCGACUGCGGUUCUACUGAUGGCCAGGGGUGGGAUGUUAUCACGAGUGGCAAGCAUAUUUCCGGAGACGGUGGUAUGCUGGUGGUGAGCACGUUGACACAAGCCUGCUUCAACUAUGAUCCCCGCCGGGCGGCUGGGAAUCAAGUCAUUCUUUUUUCAUGCGGUGGUCGAGCUGAUGGUGGCGGCGAGGUCACUGACUCCCAGAUAUUUACCUUUGACGGUUCAUCUGGACCCCUUCCUUUUCAGCCCCAGAACGAAGACAGUAGUUGCUUCACGGUCUCGGGCAAUAAUAUAGACGUUGCGCCAUGCGACUCGGGUGACUCCAGUCAAUCAUUUACUUUUGGAGACGGCGGCGAUAACGGAAACAACAACGGAGGAAAUACUGACACGGGAGGGGAUACCAACACUGGAGGAAAUACCGACGCGCAAGAGAGCACCGCUUCACAACAGCCGACAACCUUUGCCACUCAGGUCACUGCGACAGCUGAUGCCACAGCCACGACAUCCGUGACUUCUUCACCGGACAGCGGAUCAGGACCGGGAUCAGGAGGCAGUUCCGGAAACGGCAACAUCCCUGAUUUCAACCCAACCGAACCUGUUCCGGUGUCGCGGGCAGGCGGUACUUUGCAGCCCACGGCGGUUGCAGAGUCCCAUCAGCGAGAUGAUACCGCUACCCGCGCUUUCAGCGAUGUCUCGAUCCGAGCUCCUGAUGGACGGUGUCUCUUCAUUGAUCCGACAGCUGGCGACUUCCGCGAGAAUCUGAUUCCCGUCCAACUGGUGGAGUGUACUGGAUCGGCCAACGAGAAGUGGGAUGUUCUCACCUCGGGAAAGCAUAACCAGCAAGACGCCAAUGGGACACCAGCUGCUUUGAUUGUUAGCACUUUGACCCAGGGUUGCCUCAACUUUGACGGCCGCCGAGCGACGGGUGACACAGUCAUGCUCUUCUCAUGUGGUGGACGGGCUGCUGGUGAGGGUGAAACCAGCACCGGACAACAAUUCCCGUUCAGCGGAUCUACUAGCUUUGCUCUUGCACCGCUAAGUGAAAAGGGCUCAACCUGCCUGGUUGUUGGCGAGGAGAGAGUGGACUCGGGAGCAUGCCCCGAUGAUGGAAGCCAACUGUUCUCCAUCUAUCCCUAG
Messenger RNA from Sordaria macrospora k-hell, 1371 nucleotides. RefSeq lists its product as uncharacterized. The record is from RefSeq and is a predicted model, not a curated record. Lineage: Eukaryota; Fungi; Ascomycota; Sordariomycetes; Sordariales; Sordariaceae.